Messenger RNA from Anopheles moucheti, 1924 nucleotides. It is a transcript of the gene Dpit47, whose product is annotated as DNA polymerase interacting tetratricopeptide repeat-containing, protein of 47 kDa. The transcript is spliced from 2 exons. Bases 13 to 1215 code for a protein of 400 amino acids. The record is from RefSeq and is a predicted model, not a curated record. NCBI's taxonomy places the organism in Eukaryota, Metazoa, Arthropoda, Insecta, Diptera, Culicidae. Gene Ontology annotation, molecular function: Hsp90 protein binding.
ACAAUUUUCCCGAUGUUGCCCUACGGUGUUCGAAAUAUGGCAGAGAAACAAACGAAAAAGGUCGUUUCGGAGCAGGAACGACUCGAAUUGGCGGCACAGUUGGACAAAGAUCUGGAUGCUUUCAUCAGUUCUCUGGAGAAACGGCGUUACACAGAAGGAUGGCCCGAAGAUCGGUGGGAGGAAGAAAUGGCAAAGCAUCCCUUUUUCAUGCAAAAAUCACCCGAACCGGGCGAAAAAAUGAGUCCACUGAUGGAAGGGCUGCAGCAGCUAAAGUACGACCCGCUGGAAAACACCGAACAGGAGCUAGCCGACACGUACAAAGAGGACGGAAAGUUCUACAUGCAGCACCGCAAGUUCCGGAUGGCCGUGCUAAGUUACACGGAGGCGCUCCGAUACAAGGUUGGUGAUGCGGCUUACAAAGCGGUUCUGUACAAUAAUCGCAGUGCCGCAAACUACAUGCUGAAAAAUUUCCGCACUUCGCUGCAAGAUGCUCAGAAGGCGCUGGAAUUGAACCCAGAUUACGAGAAGGCUCGAUGGCGCGCGGCGCAAUGUGCUUCCGCACUCGAUCGGUUCGUGCUGUGCGUUGAGCUCUGCGAUACAAUUCUGCAGCGUGAUCCGACAAACAGUGCAGCGAUCGAUAUGCGAAAAGCUUGCCUCACACGACAAGCGGCCCAAAAUCGUGAUCUUCGGAAGGAAGCACGGCAGGAGCGGGAAAAGCAACAGAAAUGGGAACGGCUCGUUGCCGAGUUACAGCAGCGGAUGGUGAAGUUCGAGGAACGGAAUGCGCUGGAAGAUGAACGUAAGCUUAAACCACGGUUAGCUCCGUUGGAAGAUUUCAUGGUGUCUUGCGAUGAAAACGGGGUCCUGUCCUGGCCAGUAGUGUUCUGUUACCCCGAGUUUCAUACGACCGACUUCCAACAGCAGCUUUCGGAAACCACAAGAAUUCAAGAAGUCCUGGAGCAACUAUUCGCGGAACCACUCGAGUGUGAUAAAGCGAGAGUUUACCGUGCAAGCAAAGUAAACGUUUACUAUGAAAACAGGAUUCUUGGUUUUGCCUACAUGGUUGAUAAGAACAAAACGAUCCGUGAGAUCGUAGCAGAACGAUCGUUCGUAGUGUUUCAAGGCACACUAACGUUUUACAUACUGGUAAAAGGAUCCAAGCAGGAGGAAUCAUUCGUUACUCAAACAAGGAUACCUUUAAAAAUAAAUUACUGAGCUCCCGGCGAGGCACACGGUGCAUGGAAUAGAGAGAGGAUAAACAAAUAAAUUGAUUGUGCAUGCGUAAAAAUAAUUUCGGAUAUCGAAUAAAGAAACACAACCCGGCUGCUUAUUAGUGAAUUACACAUGGUUUUUAUUCAUAUUUUAUGUUGCAAUAUAUAAUAUGCAUGCGUUUAAAGGAUUACUCUGAAGAAACUGUUGCUCAGAAGUAACAAAAACGAGUUAAAAAUUUGGAUUGUUUCUUUAAAAAUGGGUUUCACAACGAGGGACAAAACAGAAUAAAAUUUAACCGACAUUGCGGGUAAUUAAAGAUAAAGGAAUAAUCAUGAUGAGCGAUACAUGUUGGAACUUUGGGAGAAAUAAUGUGCUGAAAUGACUUUUGCUAUCUAAACGAUACCUACGACGACGCUUUUUAGGAUAGAGAGGAUAAGAAUGACAAAUGAGUUAUGUGUGUUAACAUUUCUGUUGAACGAAUAUGAACCGUUAGAACGAUGAAAAGUUAAGCUAAAAUGGAGAGCAGUACUAAUAAAUUAAAAGUAUCGAACGGAAAGGUGCGCGCGUGUCAAUUUCAGCUCAGUAUAGAAAUGUUUAAUAGAUGUACGACGGGACGUGAUGAUAGCCGUGGAACCAUCACACAAAUAAACCAAAAUGGACUAAAGACCUGUGACGAAGUGUACGGUUUUCCGCUUGCUGAAGAACGCGUACA